AUGGCCACAUCCGCUUACGAUUUUGAACAGGAUGCCUUUGGAAUCGCACUUUCAUCUCCUGGUUUAUGCUCGCCUGGCUUGAUGGGCGAUCAAGGUUGGUCCCCUUGUUCUUCAACACACUCAUUUUGCGACAAUAUGUAUGCAGAGGAACAAACUGAAACACAGCGAAAACCAUGCUCAAAGUCCACUACAAAAGAAUCACGUCGUCAUACUUGGGCAUGGCCAAUGCCACCCGUUCGCAUUCCAGUCACACGACCUCUAUCGUUCGGUAACAAAUCCCGUGCAUCUUCCAUCUCUUCGCCGAGACUAGCAAUGGAUCGUGAUGGAAGCAGUACCGGAAGUGUGAGCGGAAAGAGUGAAUCAAGUGCGGUAACCAUUCCUGAUGGAGUCUCUUUGCCAUUCUCACUAAGCCCAAGACGUGCAAUGACCGAUCGGUUCAAUCAACAAAAGAGACACGUUUCUGCACCAGGACCAACAAUGUUCCUAGAUUCAAUCUUUGAUCAAGAUGGUGAUGUUGUGGAAAUUAUUGAUGAUCGUAUGUUUGACGAAUCUCUUCCACUUAUGCCCACCGAUUUGGCACGUAGACCAAGCGGCUGGGACGAUGAAGAGAAAGUCAAGAUGGAUCGUUUACAUGCAAGCUUUUCACUUUUGGGUGUCGAAAGUGGUCCUCGGGCUGGACAUUACUCGUCUUCAUCAUCUGCAAAUAGCACACCCACUACUGUCUCCAACAAUUCUCCUCGUGAAGUGGAAGACGGUCAUUCUCCUACAGCGGGUCUUUGUUUGUUGCAUAUGGCACUCUCACCUGAACAUAGGGCCCCAACACUGGCAGAGCAAAUGGCUUUCGCAAGCGGUUUAGGUAACUUGUGUUCAUGGGCAUCCCCAAUGAAGCAAACAUAUGCAUCUUCUGAUGAUUAUCUUCGCGUUCUUCAACGUCAACAAGAGAACUUCUUUUCAUCGCCAGAAUCCGAUCAUUUGUUUGCUGAUGAAGACAACGUACCUGUUUCGGAUCAAGAGGACCGUAGACAAGCUUCCCGACACAUUCGACAACAAGUUGCAGCUUCUGCAGCCCUUUCGCGAAGCAUGGACUCAUAUCGUCAACCAUUCGAGUAUGAAGUGUCUCCUCGUAGCGAUAACGCAGAGAGCUUCACAGAGGAAGAAGACUACAGCUCUGAAAGUCCAGAAGAAACAGAGAGAAGAGAAAGGUUCAUGAGAUCAACGGCUAGUUCAGGACAAAGCAUCGGCUUACACUCUGCAAUCUCAGCAAGCAGUAGUCCAAUCUUGCAUGGUGCACUUUCUGCCACAACAUUUGACAGUGUUACUGUUGCAUCUUCAACCGUAGCUUCUUCUUCAACUGGCUCGCAAGGAUCAGACGUUGCUUCUCCAUCCACUUGCCCUUCUUCAUUAUCAGAAGGCAUGUCACUAACGCCAACAAUGGUGAAAAGUACAGGUUACGUCAACAAUUUGUCUCCCGUAUUGGCUGAUGAAUUUGCCUAUCUGGCCCAAAAUGAUGCUUUCUUGGCUUCAGCGAUGCCGGAAGGAUAUUCGAUCAUGCAUCCACCCGCAAAGUCCCAUUGGCCUGAUGCAAACGGAUUCAAUGGAAACACUUUAAGCCCUUGCUUGACCACGCCAGAGCUGGGAAUGACAGACAUCCCUUCCCCUAUGGCGCUUGUGCCUUCGCCUUGCAUGGAUUUGAACAGUGUGGAACCAAUGUCUGUUGACAAUAUCGAUGAUUCCCGAGAUGAAACAUUUAGAUUGCCAAUGCCCACUUCUCAAUCAACUACAUCCAUUUUGGAAAGACCACGUCCAAUCCCAAGCAGUUCUUCAAGUUCCUUCUUUGCACAAUGUGAUGUAGUACAUCAACGAAUCAUGACAUCACGUAUGAAACGUGCAAGUAUUGUUUCGCAAAAAGCAUCGAUCGAACUUGCUUCAGACGAUUUUGAUAAGCAAGCCGAAGAAGAUGUGGAUGAUACGAUGGCUGAGGUGUCUUUUGAUGCUGGUCGACCUUCUAUUCCAACUCGAAAGGCCAGUUUGGAAAUGGACGCCUUUUUAUCGGCAAACAAGAUGGGUCCUAGCAUAUCUUUCAAAGAUGAACCUCAUCCACGUAACCUCGUUCAAAACUUUGUUGCCAAGAACGGACAUCCAGGAAUGAGAACAAGCAUGUCAACCGGUUCUUUAGGUCCAAGAGCACUUUCGCAAGUUCGUGAAGCAUGCAGAUUAAAGGCGAAGUAUUUACGAAACGGUCAAUGGGUCACAGAAAGUGCACCACCCGUUCCAAGAGUGCCAAAAGAUCUGCAAGCCGCCAGACCUGAUCUGAGAAAAACUUCUUCUGAACCCAUUAAAUCCGUUUCACAGAACGUUUUGCCUGUCAUGCCAAAGGCUGAAAUGACACCCAAACCGGUAAAAUCGAUGAACGGAUCGCCGAUUAAACAGAUGAGCAAAUCUUCUUCUACAAAUAAUGUUGAACAAAUUCGAAUGCCAACUUUAUUCGUAGCAAGAACGCCAAGUCAACGUAAACGUGGUCAAACGGGUAUUCCGGCUACAGAACCUAAUAAUCUUGCAAUGGCAAAAUUAGGUUUUAAAGUUGAUACACCAACACGUUUUUCAACCGUUCGUGCUCUUUCCGGUCAACAAUUUGACAACAAUUCACGCAGCAGACAAAAAAGUUGUUCUAGUAUGAUGGACGUUUCUACUGAUUCUUUAGAACCUUAUUUAGCAAUGCAACAUGAACAUUGCGCAGGAAGUGCAAAUUCAUCAACAACUUCUUUGAUCGAUCAUGAUUUGCAAGUUGCUGCAGAAUUACAAAAUAGCGUUCAAGGUGGAAUGCCAAAAGGAUUUAUCCUCGUUGUUGAAGAGAAGCAAACCUUUGUUUCGAAUUUGCUUGUCGCUUGA
Messenger RNA from Meira miltonrushii, 2889 nucleotides. RefSeq lists its product as uncharacterized. NCBI's taxonomy places the organism in Eukaryota, Fungi, Basidiomycota, Exobasidiomycetes, Exobasidiales, Brachybasidiaceae. The record is from RefSeq and is a predicted model, not a curated record. The transcript has a single exon. Bases 1 to 2889 code for a protein of 962 amino acids.